This is a messenger RNA of Cryptomeria japonica (Japanese cedar), 2748 nucleotides long. RefSeq lists its product as uncharacterized. Gene Ontology annotation, cellular component: integrator complex. The record is from RefSeq and is a predicted model, not a curated record. NCBI's taxonomy places the organism in Eukaryota, Viridiplantae, Streptophyta, Pinopsida, Cupressales, Cupressaceae. The transcript is spliced from 10 exons. The coding region runs from base 348 to 2672 and encodes 774 amino acids. Gene Ontology annotation, biological process: snRNA processing.
UACAAAGGAACAGAAGUGAAAAACCCUGUCGCGCGAAAAAGAAAAAAACUGCCCUUCUCCAUCGCUGAAAGAGAAAACGGCCCGCGACUGAAACAAAAUCGUCGAAAAAAAUACGUCUUUGAUUUUUUACGCUCUUUUCCAUCACAUGCCCUUCUCUGUCGGAAAAAAAUGCGUUUGAAGGGUUACGGGCAGCGCGUAGAAAUCGAUUAACUGGAGCAUUUUUGCAAGUUUUUGGUCCUAAAAUAGCCGCGAUUUUCCCUAAGGCGAGUGACUCGCAUAGGGUUUCCCGCUGCGAUUCCUGUGCAAUUUGCUGAAAAAAUUCUCGGCGCUCUACUAAGCAUUUCAGAAUGAAGCUGACUUGCUUGAAUACAGGAAAAGGUUACCAUUUUCCAGCUUGCCAUUUACUUCAGAUGUGCGGGGUUCGGAUCCUACUGGAGUGUCCUCUCGAUUUAUCCGCCUUGCAGCUCUUUGUGCCCCUUAAUUCCUCUUUGGGCGAUCUAUAUCCGCAACGAAACCAUCGAAGGAUAAUCACUGAGGGAAAUGGACGAUUGAACUGUUCAGAGUCCUCACCGUUUAAAUAUUUUGAGGGUUCGGUGCUGAUAGACGCAGAGCCUUGGUACAAAAUGGCAGAUGACUUGCAUCUGUGGGACCUUUCCCUGAUCGACGUGGUCUUGAUUUCCAGUCCUGCUGGCAUGCUUGGCUUACCUUACCUUACUCGCAACAAGAGCUUUACUGCAAAAAUAUAUGCUACAGAGGCAACUGCUAAGGUGGGCCAGCUUAUGGUGGAAGAGCUUCUUGCCAUGCAUUUAGAGUUUGUACAGUUAUAUGGUCUAUCAAAUACUGUGUUACCUUUAUGGUUGGACUUCAGAGAACUUGAAGCAACAUCAGUGAAGUUACGAGAGAGACUGUAUGGGGAAGAUGGCAUUGGUAUUGGGAACUGGCACCCCUUAUACAGUGCAGCAGAAGCUAAAAAUUGCAUAAAGAAAAUUCACCCACUUCGAUUAGCUGAGGAAAUAUGCUACAAUGAUACACUAGUCAUUAAACCAAUCAGUUCAGGAUUGGAAAUUGGUGCUUCAAACUGGAUGGUUAACGGCCCCAGGAGAAGCCUCACAUACAUUACAGGAUCUGUUAUUGGCACAGGCCAUGCAAUGGGUCUUGAUAUUCCUUCUCUGCAGGGAACUGAUUUGGUUUUAUUUUCAGAUUUUUCACCUCUGAGUGAAACUGAUAGGCCAACUGGGGUUAAAUCUGGACACGAAAAACAUGACACUAAUGACCCUACAAAUUCAGUGGUUCCAAAGUUCAGAUACAGAUUUCCUGUUUAUGGACAAGUAAAGUCAUUGGUUGGCACAUCACAUGCCCAGGGAUUACUGUCAUCAGGUAUUUCUUCAACAUGUCCAGGAAUAAAUAAAAUGGGAAUGCAGGACAGAAGCAAGUCACAAGAAAUGCAGAUCAUUUGUUCAUCUUCUCUAAGCAGUGAGGUUGAAAAAACUACUGGGAUUGAGUUUUCUGAUAAUUCUAACAAGUGCGGUAAUUCUUCCGAGAGGGAGAAAGUUGGCCUUAUUAGCAGUUCCAUUAUUAAGGCUAUCAAAGCAGGUGGUUCUGUUCUGAUACCUAUAAGUCGUAUGGGUUAUAUACUUCAACUAGUGGAAGAGGUAUCAUUAGCACUACAGUCGGCUGGUUCAAGGCAGGUUCCCAUCUUUUAUGUUUCAUCUACCGCUGAAGAGACUUUGGCAUACGCUAAUACCAUUCCAGAAUGGCUUAACAAGCAGCGGCAAGAAAAGUUAUAUGCCGGUGAGGCUUUAUUUGGUCAUAUUGGACUGAUGGCAGAUAAAAGGCUUUAUUCAUUUUCAGCACUUCAUUCUCCUCAGCUUGUAAAUGUGUGGCAGGAACCAUGUAUAAUGUUUGCUUCCCAUUGGAGCCUACGACUUGGGCCAACUGUGCAUUUGCUUCAUCGGUGGAAUCAGAACCCAAGCUGUCUGCUUGUUGUGGUAGAGGAUAUGAUUGAUAUUGAUCUCUUACUUGCUCCUUUCAAGCCAAUGGCAAUGAAACUUCUUCACUGCCCUUUUCCAUCUGGGCUGAGGUCUGAGGAGAUCGUACCACUUAUGAAGAAAUUGCAACCAAAGCUUGUAAUGUUUCCAGAAGCUCUACAUAAAGUAGUGAACAAGAUAGACCUAAAAGAACAUCCAACUUUGUUCUACUGCAAGGGACAAACAUUGCGCAUACCCAGUGUAAAAGAUGACAUUGAAGUAGAUAUGGCAACAGAUUUAGCAUUUCAGCUUAGGCCAAGCCAGGCUGGACAAAGAAAAUCUGCGGUGGCCAAACUGAAAGCAGAACUUCAUAUAGAAGAUGGUCGGCUUUCUUUGAAGUCUGUAGCAUCAGUAAGUGCAUUGACAUCUUUAACAAAAUGGCAAUCUGGACGAGGCAAGAUCCAUCCAGAUGUUUUGUUGGUAGCUUUGAAAGAUUGUGGGUUAUGUGCUUCUGUUGAAUAUGAUUUUACACCUGAAAUUGUUACAACAAACAAUAAAGGCUAUGAUGAAAGCCAAACAAAAUUUGUUGUAAACAUCAGUACCCCAUCAAAAGCGACUAUUGAAGUUAAAGAUAAACAUAUUUUAAUCAAAGCAGAUGAUGCAGCAACACGGGAACGUAUUUACAAGGCUGUAAAUAGUAUCUGAAUCAUGUUCAGAACAAAAUGAAUGAAUUUGAGUCGCUUCAAUAACAUUUAUUGUGGGGAUUGGCUGAUCUUUUCCA